AUGUCCACGUCCGUGCAGGUGGAGCCGGUCAUGGAGAGGAGGUAUGGAGGAGUCGGACGCUGCAAGUGCUCCUUCUGGUUCGCAGUGGCCCACGACAUCCUGGGGGUGCUCAUCAUGAUGGUGGGGGUGUUCGGGGGGCUGGUCAUCCAUGACUUGUUCAUCUACGCGGGGGGAAUCAUCAUCUUCUUUAGCCUCAUCUGGUGGGUGUUCUGGUACUCCGGGAACAUCGACGUGCCGCCCGAGGAGCUGGAGGACGACGUCGGUUUGAUCAAGCUGAAGAACCGAGGGAUCAGCCGGGUGGUGAGGCGCAUGUCCAGCCGCCUCUCCACUGGAAUCAGGAACUCCUUCAGGAGGAACGGCCAGCCCAACAGAGAGGCUCCCAGGGGGCCACAGCCUCAAGAGGGACCCACCAGGCCUUCAGACACCGGCCCGCAAACACAGACAGACGUGUCACUUUCUAUUAUCUAUGAUAACUCUAUGAUUUCUUCCUCAUCUAGAGAAUUUGUGAGAGAAACUCUGUCGGUAUGA
Myripristis murdjan (pinecone soldierfish) is the source of this 528-nucleotide messenger RNA. Its product is annotated as transmembrane protein 238-like. Bases 1 to 528 code for a protein of 175 amino acids. The record is from RefSeq and is a predicted model, not a curated record. NCBI's taxonomy places the organism in Eukaryota, Metazoa, Chordata, Actinopteri, Holocentriformes, Holocentridae. The transcript has a single exon.